CGCUUUUCUUUUUUUUUUCUUGCUUCUUCCUUUUUUUGGCCAUCUUUGCCUUUUGGCUAAUUGGCUAAGUUGCUCAGCCAAAACCAUCAUCAUUCCACCAAUUCAUUUUCAAGUAAACUUAACUGCUACACGCAAAGGCGGCACACAAAGUUAAUCUUUAAGACACAAAAAAUUUUAAAAAGAAUAUUUAACAUCAUUAUCAAAGAAAAAUGCAACCCUUUAACAACAACACCCAUUUACCCUUCUCACAACGGCAAAUAUUUACCCUUUUAUUUGUCUGGUUCUUAGUAAUAUCAAUUCUACUAACUUUUGAGGGCUCUUCAGCUUUACAAGGAGCGUCAGAAAUGGAAACUGGUAAAUUAAAAAAGGAAAAGAGGGGGGAAGAGGGGGAAAAUUAA
Molecule: messenger RNA, 398 nt
Organism: Meloidogyne enterolobii
Lineage: Eukaryota; Metazoa; Nematoda; Chromadorea; Rhabditida; Meloidogynidae
Source: the annotation of a GenBank genome assembly